GGAAAGGGAGAGCAACAACAACAGGAGCAAGUUACUGCUGGCUUUCACCCACACAUGUUUUAGAGGAUCAGGACUGCUCAGCACCUCCAGGAGCAAGAGGGAUUUCGAACAAGAAUAAUUGACAAGAGGAUGGUCCCAUGGUUUAAGAAGCAUUUUCCAGACACUGUGUGUGGCAGUCGGUGCAGUAAAUGCCACAGUCAAGCCAUUGCCAUAAUGACCAGCGUGACUCCACACCAAUCACCUUUGUGCUCCUGUCCCACUCGUUCCAGGAGCCUUAACAGGAGCAUCCUAUACCCCUGUCCAAGGGGUGCCUUGAGACUCUUGAGCUGCCUAAACGUUUGGCUAACCUUAUGCUUGUUUCCAAGAACCUGCAUAUCAAAUCCUUCCAAACCUAACUUUUUACUGAUACUGGCUGAUGAUCUUGGUAUUGGAGAUGUGGGUUGCUAUGGCAAUGAUACAAUAAGGACCCCUAACAUUGAUGGCCUGGCAAAGGAGGGAGUGAGACUUACUCAGCACAUUGCUGCAGCAGCUGUCUGUACUCCAAGCAGAGCCGCUUUCCUGACUGGCAGAUACCCUAUCAGAUCAGGCAUGGCAUCUAGCACUCAGCGGCAGGUUCUCUUCUGGAACGGGGGUUCUGGGGGGCUCCCACCAAAUGAAACUACUUUUGCCAGAAUACUCUACCAGCAGGGUUAUUCUACAGCACUUGUAGGGAAGUGGCAUAUGGGUGUGAACUGCAAAACCCACCGUGAUCACUGCCACCAUCCUUUAAAUCAUGGGUUUGAUUAUUUUUAUGGUAUGCCUUUUACCCUUGUGAAUGAGUGUCAAGGCACAGACGACCCUGAAUUGGCCAAGUCUUUGCAAGAUACGUAUUGGUUUUACACUCAGAUGAUCAUCCUUGCAGUAUUUACUCUUGUGAUUGGAAAACUUGCCAAUUUAUUCCCAGUAAAAUGGAAAAUAAUCAUCUGUCUGGCUAUCUGUGGUCUCCUUCAUUUCAUCUCCUGGUUCUCCAGCUAUGGUUUCACCAAGUACUGGAACUGUAUCCUGAUGAGAAACCACGAUAUCACUGAACAACCAAUGAACCUACAAAAAACUACUUCUAAUAUGCUGAAGGAGGCAAUUACAUUCAUUGAAAGAAACAAGCAUAGACCAUUUCUUCUCUUUGUUUCCCUUUUACAUGUUCACACCCCUCUCAUUACCACAGAGAAGUUUCAGGGCAGAAGCAGGCAUGGGCUGUAUGGUGAUAACGUAGAGGAGAUGGACUGGAUGGUGGGCAGGCUUCUGGAUGUUAUUGACAAAGAGGACUUGAAGAAUACCACAUUCAUUUAUUUUGGAUCUGAUCAUGGAGGAUUCUUAGAGGCUCACAGAGGAAAUUCUCAGUUGGGUGGAUGGAAUGGGAUAUAUAAAGGUGGAAAAGGAAUGGGAGGCUGGGAAGGAGGAAUCCGUGUUCCAGGUAUAGUUAGAUGGCCAGGAGUGUUGCCUGCAGGCACAGUUAUCAAUGAACCUACAAGCCUUAUGGACAUCUAUCCUACAGUAGUGCAACUGGCUGGAGGGGCAGUGCCUCAGGACAGGGUCGUGGAUGGGCACACCUUGCUGCCCCUGCUGCAGGGGACAGUGCAGCACUCUGGGCACGAGUUCCUGUUCCACUACUGCGGUGUGUUUCUGCAUGCAGUGCGCUGGCACCAGAAGGACAGUGGCACUGUAUGGAAAGCUCAUUAUGCUACACCAGUAUUUCAACCAGAAGGCUCCGGGGCCUGUUUCAGAAGAGGAAUUUGUCCAUGUUUUGGGGAUGGUGUAACCCAUCAUGACCCUCCACUGCUGUUCAAUCUCUCGCAAGAUCCGUCUGAGGCAAAUCCUCUAUCAGCUGACACUGAGCCCUUGUUUGACGCUGUAACGAGGAGAAUAAGAAGAGCUGUGGAAGAGCAUCGCAAGACACUGACUCCAGUCCCACAACAGCUGUCUCCUUACAAUAAUAUAUGGAAGCCAUGGCUGCAGCCAUGCUGUGGGAUGUUCCCAUUCUGUUGGUGCCAUGAAGAAAAUAACAAAGAAGAUAGCGUAGUUUAACACCACAAUCAAAAUAUGGUUAGCUUUAAAGAAAUCGAUAAUUUUUCACAUUCACGUGACUACAGUCAUAGAGAGAUUAAAGGUUAAAUUACACUGGAAUAACUGAAAGGGACAUCAGUGGUUGUUUUUGUUCAACCUUUUCUCUUACUCAUGGUAAUUUAGUAAGCCUGUGGUUUAAAAAAAAAAAAUCGGGUCAUCUGUGUAAUCUACCCCUCAAGUGAAUAAUUCAGGAUUAAAUACCAAGUAAAUGAAAGAAUAUUUCUUUCCUUACUGAUUUUCAAUUCAAACAAAUGAUAACUGAUAAGAAAGCAAAUUUUUAAUAGCAGAUCUUUGUAUGUGAAAUAUGCUUGUUAAGACAACAGGACUGAGCCCAAGAGUGUAUUCCUAUUCAAGCCUUAUCUUUUUUAAUGAAAAAAACCUUUUGCACAAAAAUGAAAGGAUGAUGACAAUGCAAAAAUAAUGAAAAGUAAAAUUGCACAUUUAAUUUGGAAAUAUACCAAAAUUCAUUGGCCUCUCAGAAAUAAACACCUACUAAUUUACAGAAAUUUUUUGCUUCAUCAUCUGUACAUUCAUCUAUUAUGUAAGAAUUCUCAGGGAAAACUGAACUGACAAGUAUGUUUUAAAAAUUAGAUAGCCAAAGUUAGCAUCUCAGGAUCAGUACCAAAGUACCUAGCUAUUCUGAAAUGUUAAACCACAACACUUCCUACUGACGUGUUUUCCAUGCAGUUGUCUCACUUGUGAGAGCACUGAAAAUCAUUACCCCGCUGUCUUGUGAGGAUUGCGAAAUUUGUGACCUGUCUGUGAGACCAAUUCAUAAGUCUGCAGGUCCCACCUGAAUGCUUCUGAUUUCAUAGGAGUGCCAUUAUGCCUGCUGAAAAACGUGCUUUGUUUUGUGAAAAAGCACAUUGUUUUCAGUAGGAGGUGUUAAAAAAAAUUCACCUCACAAACUAAUCGCUUCUGUGUUCAGGUUAUCUUCUCCAAGAUAACCUGUCAGCACUCUCUACAGUCAUUAGAGAAAGAGAGGGAAUUAAAAUAUCUAAUCCUCUCUUGCUGCCCUUAGAUUAAAUAAAUUAAUCUCUCAAGAUACAAUCCUAACCAUACUCUUGCAGGGUUUUUGUGUCAAAUCAGAUUUUCAAAUGGAGGCUUCUGUAAUUUUUCCUCACCAAAAAAGUGUAUUGUGGGCACGAGACUCAGAUUCAAACUACUCAGUCUUCCUGAACAUGGUAUAUUCAAUUCCUGCUAUAAAGCUAAAGGUCACCCAGGUUUUAAAAAGUAACAAGGGAUGGUAAGAGCUGCAGAGCAGGGACUUCAGGUGACUUGUUUACUUAAAGCUUGCUGUCUUGAGGAGCCGCACCACUGCAGCUCUAUUCAGUACCAAGGCUGCCUGUGUGUCAUUUUUUGCCUUUUAGAAGCAGGAAGAGACAAGAAGGCCCAUAGCAGGUCACUCUCUCUUCUCCUGAGGUGCCACAGCAGGUCCUUUUCACCAACUUCAGGACAGAAGAGAGUGUAUGCCUGGACUAUGCACCCAUUGCAGUGUUUCAGAGAACCUCCUGACUUACACCUCCAGUGUGCUAGGUCAGGGCUGUGGUGAGUCGCUGCUGUUUAAGCAGCAUGGUGGUCACCAUGAUACAGGCCCAAGUGCAAGUCUCCAAAAAGCUGACCAGGCAUUUCUUCAGGUUACUUCCCAUUUCACCUUUUCUCUAAAAUGUCACCAAGAAAGUUAAUGUGGAAAACAUUCCACAUAAAUCAAAGGACACGCAUGAUAAUGAACUGCUUGGAUGCCUCAAUGUCACAUUUGACAGAAGUAUCUAAAAAUAUGUUUGUUCUCACUUCUUGACAGCAUUUAAAUCCACGCCAUCAUUGAUACAAACUUGCCAGAUUUGAUAUUUUUCUAUGGGGGGAUUGAAACCAGAGCCCCUGCAUUUCACUGGAUUUGUGCAGGGAGAAAAGAGCAUAGGAGGGUAGGACAAAUCGUACUGCUCAGUGGGGAACAAAGGCAAAAGCUGUCAAGCCAGUCAGUUCAGUAGCAUCUACAUUAUCAAUUAAGUACAAGGAUAAGUUUUUUCUCAGUUCACUUCACUGGCUUUCCCACUCACCCCCUCCACUCAUUAGGUUAGAUAGCAGGAAAAAGUUUUUCACACAGAAAGUAGUUGAGCACUGGGACAGGUUCCCCAUGGAAGUGGUCACAGCAUGAAGCCUGCCUGAGUUCAAAAGAAUUUGGAUAAUGCUCUCAGGCACAUGGCAUGAUUCUUGGGAUGUCCUGCUCAGGGCCAGGACGUAGACUCAGUGAUCCUGCUGGGUCCCUUCCAACUCAGCACGUUCUAUGACUUACACACAAGACCAUGCCCAGUCCCACACUAGACCAUGAUGAAAGCAUUUGCCAGGGGAUGGGAAAGGUGUUCAAGCACCCACUCAGCAUGCAAGCAUAGAUCCAAACUUCAGGAAGCCAGACUAGGAAGGCCGGUACUUCAGCAAGACGCUGAACUCCAUCUCUAAACACAAUGUGAAAAAAUCACCCUAAAUGUAAACAUUAAACAUUUGUCUAACACUUCAUUCCUCUGAAAGUUAAUUUUGCUGAACUGCUGUAGAGAGUCAGAUGCUAGGGAGUCACAUAUCCACGUUGCCUUUCUGACAUCUAAACACAGAUAAUUUUAUCUUGGCUGGCAUCUGUGGAAAACCAGAGGCGCUUUCAGGCAGGAUGAGGAAAAAUUAGGGCUGGCAGCAUGGAGAACCAGCUUUUGUCAACUGUUAAGAGACCUCAACCAGGCACAGGGAAAUGUGCUUUUCCCACACUGAGAGGGAGAGGGCAGACACUGCACACAGAGGAUCUGCAGGCGACAAGAAGAGCAAAGUAAUGGGAAAUUUCUGACUAAGAUGCACAUCACUUCAAAAAACAGGGGGUCAGGAGAGAUGACUAUUUGCGGUCCUAAGUUCCUUUCACUGUCUAAAGCUAAGUAUAUCUUAAAAGGUACAAAUUUUGAGGAGAGAGUGGUAAGCAUGAAAAGGAGGUUAAUUGUUUCACCUGUUUCAUGCAGAUCCUAGCCAUGGAGUUGUUGCAGAUCGUUAUAUACACUUUAAUUGAGAACAUGUAAGUUCUGCACAAGCUGUUCUUCUGAUCUUCUGGCAACUGUAUAUUCCCCAUAAAGCAGAUGAACCCAACAUCACACUCGAGUUGUCCUCAUGAAUCCUUUCACAUAAAAUGCAUUAAUAGGCAAAAAAGCUGUCACAGAACCUUCUUGGAGUAAGAAACUCAUUAGAGUUCCAUAGGUUUCCUUGAAAAAUCAUCUAUAAUGAUGAUUUGAAAAAUAUAUUAAUAUAAGAAUAAAGCCUAAAUCGUAUGCAUUCUCCCUUCUUUUCUCAUGGUUUCUCCCUUUGAAGCAAAGCACAAGAACUACAUGAAAGGGCCUUCUGGGAAAACCUGAGACCAACUGGCCAAUCUCCAAGCCAUUGUUAGCCAUACCAGAAUGUGCCUACAAUACAGACACCAUAGAGAGGGAACUAUUACUCUGUAACAAAUGAAGUUUGUUUUACUGAAAGAGCUGUGGUUGUACUGUGUAAAUGUUUGACAUUCAUGUUGUAUGAAGCCGACUUCCGCUUAACUCAUUUGAUCAUUAUUAAAUGACAUUUGGAAUUGUUGCAUUA
Messenger RNA from Corvus hawaiiensis (hawaiian crow), 5703 nucleotides. Its product is annotated as arylsulfatase D-like. The record is from RefSeq and is a predicted model, not a curated record. Lineage: Eukaryota; Metazoa; Chordata; Aves; Passeriformes; Corvidae. The coding region runs from base 130 to 2061 and encodes 643 amino acids. The transcript is spliced from 11 exons. Gene Ontology annotation, molecular function: arylsulfatase activity.